AUGGGGAAGAGCACAGCCCGGUCGGGAAAGGGUAAAUCCCUCAAGACCUCCUCCAAGGGAGGCAAGAAGCUUCAGAACAUACCGAUACCGAAAAGGGGUCGGAGAAAGUUGAGUCUGGUCUCUGAUUCGUCAGAUUCAUCGUUAUCGGAAGUGAGUGACGAAGACUCUUCGGAUGAUGAUGAGCAAGAUUCGUCUGACGACGAUGAUGAAGUGGACUACGUCCAAAUGACUGCCACCAAGAAGCUUGCCAACAUUGCCAGGCAGAGCAGAGGAACCUCUGAAGAGCCGUUGGGUUCUUCGGAUGACGAUUCUGACUCGGAAUCUGAUCUUGAGAUCGUUUCCACCACCCAAAAACCCAAGCCCGAGGUCAUAGACAGCGAAGAAGAUAUCGGAGAGGAAAUUGCUCUUUCGCCAAGCAAAUUUCCACCAAUGGCACCUACUCUGGAAGACCAGUCGCUACUGGAUGUCCCCAAGAUUGACGAAACUGAGCUGAACUCGGAUGAUGACUACGAACUGGAUAAAGACCAGUUGAUCAGGACCCUGCAGAACGAUAACGACGAGGUUGAGAUCUUUGGCAAGAGCGAUGACGAUUUAGACUUCUUCCUUUCGGGAGGUCAGGACAUCGAAGAAGAGAACUAUCUUUUGCAAGAGGAGGCUGAUGCCAUAUUGAAAGACUACCACGACCCAGAGGUGAUAGGUGCAACCUCAGAAAACAGCCAUACAUCCGCCUCUACCAAUGUCAGCAACACCAACAGUACUGGCGAUGCCACCAAUGAAGAGUCCAAGGCCGCAGAAAGCGACUCUUCUUCCUCUGAUGAAUACGACUAUGACGAUGUGAGCGACGAUUUCGAAAUGCCUUGGUAUGACGUGUUCCAGAACUCUGCUUACCAUGCUGCGGGGAAGCAAGAUGUUGAUUCGGACGAUGAUGACUCGUAUCUGUGGCCAUACUUCAUCUCCGGGGAAUCUUCUAGCGAUGAAGAUGGAACCGCGGCCAAUGAAAAGGCAAAUGGGUCCAAGGUACUGGAAGAUGAGAGCGGGGACUCUACAGAUGAAGACACCACACUUCCUCCUCCCUCUACGAAGAAGAUAGGCUCUAAAUCCGCAAAGGAGAUCUUAUCUUCUUCUAAAAACAACUUUAGGGCUCCCGUGCUCGGUGUCUGGACCACAGCCAAUCAAGCGAAACCGUUCGGGAUCAUCGAUGGGUUUUCCACAAGAUCGCUGGAGCCCGCUUUGGUCAACUCCGGUAAGGGUAGACUAGUAUCUAGCUCUACUGCCAAACCCAAGUUUCUGGGCGUCCAGCCAAUCAUGGAGCUGGAUGAGCUGCUAUAUGUAGACGAGUUUGAAGAAGGUGAAGCUUACAACGAUGACAACGAUGAAUGGGAGCGCAAGGUCCCUCUGUCCGCAUUCAGGUCCAAGGGGGUGGUCGAUGGAGACCACUCUCAAGGGGUCCGUCGUUAUUCGGCCUCAUUCACUCCUAGCGAUAGGAGACGACUAAAGGAGAAGAAACCCAAGUCGAAAAGCCCCAAGUCUGCGAGAAAGUCGAGGGAGUUUGGCACCAUGCCUACCGAUGAGAUCAUCAUCACACCCGUGAAGUCCAUGAAAUUCCAGAAGUUCCAGAGGAAUGCGAAGAAGCUUAAGAAACAUAAAAACGGGCUUAGAAGCACCAAAGGUGGGCUUUUCAGCGAAAGCACACUUGCCGAUGUCGAGGCAUUGCUGGUUGAUCUUGGAGAUGAUGAUGAUUUCAACAUUCUUUUUGGGGCAUGA
Messenger RNA from Kuraishia capsulata CBS 1993, 1764 nucleotides. RefSeq lists its product as uncharacterized. Bases 1 to 1764 code for a protein of 587 amino acids. The transcript has a single exon. Gene Ontology annotation, biological process: regulation of ribosomal protein gene transcription by RNA polymerase II. Gene Ontology annotation, molecular function: transcription coregulator activity. Lineage: Eukaryota; Fungi; Ascomycota; Pichiomycetes; Pichiales; Pichiaceae. The record is from RefSeq and is a predicted model, not a curated record.